GAGUUUGCCGGUACGACUGUCUUUCUACUCAUCGGGUUUGGCGGGAUCCAAGCAUCGACCAGCGAAACCGACGCGAGCGCAAAUACUUCUGAGGUCAUACAUGUGCUCUAUAUAGCAACAUCCAUGGGUCUCAGCCUCUUAGUUUCUGCUUGGCUCUUUUUCAGAGUGACAGGCGCGUUGUUCAACCCAAACAUUAGUCUCGCUUUGCUCCUCGUCGGCGUUAUUCAGCCAAUACGUUUCAUUCUAUAUUGUGUGGCUCAAAUGACGGGAGCCAUCACCGCGGCGGCUCUAGUCGUUGCUCUGACACCGGGUCCACUGAGCGUCAAUACGACUCUUGCUCAAGGCAUCAAUCACGCCCAGGGUGUUUUCAUAGAGAUGUUCAUCACAGCUGCGCUGGUGCUUGCCGUUCUCAUGCUAGCCGCUGAGAAAAAUCGGACCACGCCUUUCGCACCGAUUGGUAUUGGCCUCACGCUGUUCGCAUGCCAUCUUUUUGCAGUGUUUUAUACUGGCGCUGCGAUGAACACCGCGCGCGCGUUUGGGCCUGCGGUUGUCACCGGCUUUCCUUUCAGCUAUCAUUGGGUGUACUGGGUGGGGCCAUUCUUGGGUUCUCUCUUGGGUGCUUCAUUUUAUGCCGCUUUAAAACAUUCUGCGUACUGGAAGAUUAGCCCUGACCAA
Messenger RNA from Heterobasidion irregulare TC 32-1, 675 nucleotides. Its product is annotated as aquaporin. Gene Ontology annotation, molecular function: water channel activity. The transcript has 6 exons. Gene Ontology annotation, cellular component: plasma membrane. NCBI's taxonomy places the organism in Eukaryota, Fungi, Basidiomycota, Agaricomycetes, Russulales, Bondarzewiaceae. The annotation marks the transcript as partial. Gene Ontology annotation, biological process: transmembrane transport. The record is from RefSeq and is a predicted model, not a curated record.